UACCCAAAACGCGACUCUCUCUGUUACUCGUACGCUCUUAUACAACUCCAUGCUCUCUCACAUUUGGCAUUCUGAGACAGGGUGGUCAAAUCCAUUUCUCUCUAAAAGUUGAAGCUUCAACGUUUCUAGGGUUUGUGCACAUACAUAUAUCUAUCUCUUUAUUUUCUUUCUGUUUCUUCGCUAUUUGCGUUUUACGCUACAAAUUUGAAGACAACUGUCUGGGUGUAUUAACUCAAUGGCAUCUUCUGAUGAAGAUGGUGAGAUUGUACCAGAUCACGUCACAAAUUACCUUUUUGUUAAUUGUAAGAAAGAACCCAUUUCAUUCUCCAGUUUGCCACUUCAGUGGUGUGAGGAUGAGAUCCCGAACGGCUCUAGUAUGCAGAUAUUCUUGUACGGAAGUGCAGAUGAUGGGCUUCAGAAAAUUUAUAAGAAGGUCAUAGCAUGGAAAUUUGAACUUUCUUAUGUGCUGCCUGAGAUUUAUGUGCUUACCAAGGACAGGACCUGGAUAAAGCUCCAAAGGCCAAGGAAGAGUUUUGAGGAUACAAUUAAGACAAUUUUGAUCACAGUUCACUUCCUUCACUUCAUGAAAAAGAAUCCAGGAGCAUGUGGAUAUGCCAUAUGGAACCACUUGUCAAGAGCUUUCAGCUCAUAUGAGGUCAAGCCUUCUGAGAAUGAUCUGUUGGAUCACAUGCCAUUAAUCAAUGAAGCUGCAAUGAGGGAUAAAGAUGUAGCAAAAUCUGAGUACUUGGCUAAUUUUCUUUUGGAGAUGCCUGGAAAAAGGAAAGCUUCACAUGAGCAGGAGAAUGUAACAACAAAGAAGUCCAAGUUUAUAGUUGAUGCAUAUAAUGAAGAUAAUGAUGAUGACGAUGACAAUGAUGUUGAUGAUGACAAUAAUGAUGAAUGUGAUGGAAAUGAGGAUGGACUUUUUGAUACUGUUUGUGCAUUUUGUGACAAUGGUGGUGAACUUCUGUGUUGUGAAGGAUGCUGCAUGAGAUCCUUUCAUCCAACUAAAGACUCUGGAGUUGAGACAGUUUGUGACUCUCUUGGCUAUUCUGAUGCUGAAGUUGAAGCAAUUCAGAAUUUCCUGUGCAAAAAUUGUCAACAUCAGCGGCAUCAGUGCUUUAUUUGUGGCAUGUUGGGCUCUUCCAAUAAAACUUCUGGUGCAGAGGUCUUCCCUUGUGUUUCUGCAACAUGCGGCCAUUUCUAUCAUCCAAAAUGUGUAGCAGAACUGCUCCACCCUCGGGAUGAUACUCAAGCUGAAGAACUAAAGAAGAAUAUAGCUUCAGGAGAAUCAUUCACGUGUCCUGCCCAUAAAUGUUAUGUUUGUAAGCAAGGUGAAGAAAAAAAGGUUUUUGAUUUGCAAUUUGCAUUGUGCAGACGCUGUCCUAAGGCAUACCACCGGAAAUGCUUGCCCAGGGAGAUUACCUUUGAAUGUACAAAUGGUACAGAUAUCCAGCAAAGGGCUUGGGAUGGUCUUUUGCCAAAUCGUACAUUGAUAUAUUGCAUGGACCAUAAGAUCAUUCUGGAAAUUGGGACACCAGAAAGAAAUCAUGUUUUAUUUCCGGACAUUGAUGUAAAAAAGAAGCAGCACUCUUUAGUACUGUCAUCCAGCAAAGAGAAGGUGGUGACAGAGGAAAUAAGUAUGGUUUCUGGAAAUGUUAGAGAAAGAAAUUCACUAAAGAUGCAAAAGCAGGUUGAGAAGGUGUAUAGUGCUGUUAAAGGUGGUGAUUGUACCAACAAAACUGAGAGAGGAUUUUCUGGACAAGGUUUUGAACCAAAAACAAAAGCAUUAACUUUGAAGUCUUUAAAGGACAAUAAUAUGUCCUCAGGGAAGACUUACAUGCCCUCUGCAGCAGACAAAAGCAAGUCAUCUUUGAAUCAGUCAAACUCUCUGCUGACUAAGAGGUCAUAUCUAUCUAAGGAGCAAAAUAAUUAUUGUGGUAAGACUGAGAACAAGAUAGCUUCUAAGCCUGUGAAAAAGAUGGCGAGCAAUACACAGCCUUUGAGAUAUGAUACUGAAGUGGAAAAGCGAGUUCUGGGGCUAAUGAAAAAUUCAUCUGCUUCAUUUAAUAUGGAAGAAUUCGUAAUGAAGCAGAGAAGGCUAUCUGGUCGUGCAUAUUCUUCAAGGUUUGCAGUAGACAAGAACAUUACAAUGGGAAAGGUGGAGGGUGCUGUACAGGCUGUUCGAACAGCCUUAAAGAAAUUACAAGAAGGGUGUGCCAUUGAAGAUGCAAAAGCUGUUUGUGAACCAGAAAUUCUCGAGCAGCUUAUCAGAUGGAAGAGGAAGCUCAGCGUAUAUCUUGCUCCUUUUCUCCACCGCACACGCUAUACAUCAUUUGGUCGUCAUUUUACGAAAGUGGACAAGCUGAAGGAGAUAGUUGAUAGGCUCCAUUGGUAUGCACAAGAUGGUGACAUGAUAGUCGACUUCUGCUGCGGUUCUAAUGAUUUCAGUUGCUUAAUGAAAGAAAAGCUCGACAAAAUGGGGAAGAGGUGCUCAUUCAAAAAUUUUGAUAUUAUUCCACCAAAGAAUAAAUUUAAUUUCAAGAAGAGAGAUUGGAUGAAAGUCCGUUUAGGAGAAUUACCUGUAGGACCUCCAUUGAUCAUGGGGCUUAAUCCUCCUUUUGGUGUCCAAGCAAGCCUUGCCAACAAGUUCAUUGACAAGGCUCUCAUGUUCAAACCGAAGCUUCUCAUUCUUAUUGUUCCAAAAGCAGCACAACGACUUGAAGAAAAAGAACCUCCAUAUGAUAUAAUUUGGGAGGAUGAUAGGUUACUCUCAGGCAAGUCAUUUUACCUACCUGGAUCAGUAGACGUGCAUAACCAGCCGCAUUUGGAUCAAUGGAACUUGGAACCACCACCACUAUAUCUCUGGAGUCGCCCAGAUUGGACCGCAAAGCACAAAGCAAUAGCUCAUGAUCAUGGCCACUCAUACAAGAAGCAAAAUGAGAUGCCUGCAGAAGGAAACAAUGUUGAAUUGCCUCUUAACAAAUUUUCAGUGGAGGAGAAUCAUGAUCGUUAUGGUGAUUUCUCCAAUAUAAUGAAUGGAUAUGGUGAUAUCGGUAACAUAUUGUAUGAUGUUCCUGAAGAACUUUAUGAUACUGAAACUAAAGCAACUGUCCUUGACAAGCCGGUAAACAGCCAGUAUUUUGGUGAUGGCAGCUGUGGAUGGAACAAUCUGUCUGAAUAUCCAAACGAGAUGCAGGACGAAGGAAAGGACAUAUUUCUGAAUGAAGCAUCACAGAUGGGAAAACUGGACAGUGGGGAACCUCUGCUAAACGAAGAAGAUAUGUGUGUGGACAUGGACGUGUCAACUCCGACAACUCCAACAUACUCCCCACCCAACAAUACAGACCUCGGAAACUAUUUUGAAGACAAACCAUAUGUAGCCCUUGACACUCCCACAAAGAUGAUUACUACAGAAGAAGGUCUUCAUCAUCUCCAACCGAGCUUUUCAGGACAUCAUUCGGAGUUUGGAACAGAAAAUACCAGUUUUCCUAAUGCCACAGAAGGGGAGUACGGGCAAAUGAAUGAAACCUUUCCAUAUGGGACAUAUUGGGGGUGAAUUGACACUAGUCACUAGUUAUGGUUUCAAUAGCAGAUCUUUCUACGUGAAAGGUAUUGUGGCCAACUUAAAUCAGUAGUUAACAUGAUUGUCUUGAGUAAUGUUAACAAUAUACCUUGUUUAGUCCAGCCUUUGUUGUAGUUAUGAGAUCAGCAAGAAAAUGUAUUUGCCAUAUAUAUAUAUAUAUAUAUAUAUAUAUAUCACACAAUGUCACACGCAUAUAGUUCAGAAUCAAGACUGGAA
Molecule: messenger RNA, 3802 nt
Organism: Cornus florida
Lineage: Eukaryota; Viridiplantae; Streptophyta; Magnoliopsida; Cornales; Cornaceae
Product: protein ENHANCED DOWNY MILDEW 2-like
Exons: 19
Coding region: 236-3559 (1107 amino acids)
Source: RefSeq, a predicted model, not a curated record